UUAAAAAAUGGCGGAUAUCACGUCAGAUGUUUGCUCCGUAAAAAAACGAGAAAAUAGAGAGAUAAGACGUUCUAACAAUUAAUUAUUGGAGAUCUAAGACAAAAUGGCAGUUACUGCAACACCACAAAAUGAGAGAGAAAAUGCAAUUCGAAUGGGGCUACUGAUACAUCGUUCUAACGAUGUGCUUCAAGAUGUUCUCAGUACACAGUUACAAACAGCUUAUAUAGGUGUAUUCGAUCCUACAAAAGGCAACAAGUUGUUUGGUAUUCUUGGCGACCAAAAAGCAAAGCAUAUUUUGCUCCGUUUGAAAAAACGAAAUAUUUUGAAUUCCAGUCAAAUGAAGCUUCUGUACCCCUCUGGGAAUCCCUCCACAACUGUGACAUUGAAGGACUUAGAUUUAACUCUUACAGUUGUCUUCUUGAGAAACAUCACAACACUGAACCCAAAAGCCAGCUGGGAGAAUCCUCCAGCAACAGACACCUCCGUGGAAGCCCAGAUUGGCAGAGUGAAGAAAUAUCGCAACGAAUUCGCACAUGGGGGCCCCGGUCUCACAGAUGCAGAAUUCAAGGACAAGUUCACCGAAUUGAAAUCUCUUUUGUUGUCUCUGUCUCCACUCUACUCCAGUGAAGACUACGACAAGUUGCUGACUGAUCCACUACAUGCAGCAGAACCACCUUGUGAGCUCCUUUCCACUUCCCUUCCAAAUAGAAAUCUGACGUUGAAGGGACGCAAAGAUUUGGUGCAAAAAAUACUGGGGCAGGUUUCAGAUGGCACCCAACUCAUUUUGCUGACAGGGAUGGGUGGUAUAGGUAAAACAAGCACGGCUAUCGAGGUUGGACAUCACAGAAAAGAUGUUUUAUAUAUUGACAUGGAAAAAGUUUUAAAUCUUGAAUCUGUCAAACUGUCACUGGUAUAUUACUACCAGCCAGCUAUUUUUUUGAAUGACGUUUACAAAGAUUAUGAAAACAAACUCAUACACACUAUGUCUAGUUUGAAUACAGAAACUCUUCUUAUCUUUGACAAUAAUGACAGUAUUUUGCACUCACAAAAACACAAGUUUCUGCAAUUACUGCAAGAUUUAAUGGAUUCAUCUAAGUUUAUCACACUGUUAUGCGCCAGUCGUGAAUCCUUUAGUCUUCUGUCACAUACGACAGUUACUGUAGACAUUCCUCCUCUUGAUAAAAUAUCUUCACUAAAAGUUCUUUGGGGAGAAAUCAGUCCCACAGAUAGUGAAUUAGAAGCUUUAGGUGAAAUAGCAGACAGAUGCGGCCAUAACCCUCUUGCACUGCAACUGCUUGCUGGCCAAAUUAAACUCAAAACAAUAAACACCGUUUUAGAGGAAAUAAAACAGAAAAAUGUCCUCACCAUUCUACAGUUAUCUAGCACUCCAACGCCUUUAGAUAAGUCUUAUGAAACACUGAAUCCCUUAGAGCAGAGGGUAUUUAGGGGACUGUAUAUAUUUCCCAUCGCAUUUACUUCAAUUGAGGUUUCUGAAAUUUUAGAAAUAGAUGAGAAUGAAUGUGAAUCUGUCCUUGGGAGUAUAACCAUUAAAUCCCUCUUGAACUCCGAUGAAAAUACCUAUGAUCUACAUCCUUUGCUAAGAGACUAUGCAGAAUCUCAUGCAAAUACAAGCAAUGAAAUCUCUCAUACACAAGAGAGAUACUGUGAUUAUUACAUAGGUCGUCUCAAACACCUAUACAAUGUGCAUCAAAGCAGUGCUGCUGAAUUGGAAUGUUUGGCAAACAUGUCACCCCAUCUAGAUAAGACAGCCAGUUUGCUCAAAUCAAGGUUGUACUCAUCUGAGAUACAACAGAGAAAAGAGGCAUUCAUAAAUUUGCAACUCAUCGCAGAGGUGUUCCAUAAUCUUUCACUUAAUCAAAAAGCUCUAUCAAUUUAUCAGACAGUAGUAGAUGGAAUGGAAAGCCAUUCGGAGUACGCUCAGAUUGAUGUAGAAAAAGUGAACAGCAAAAUAGGUGCUGUGCUGCAAAAAAUGGGUGAGUACAAAAAGGCACUUGCUUUUCAUAAAAAAUCACUGGAUGUUAGGGAAGAACUUUUAGGUCCUAAACACCCUGAUACUGCUAACUCAUACAUCAAUAUUGGUAGUGUACUGCAAGCCAUAGGUGAAUAUAGGGAUGCACAUGCCUAUUACAGAAAAUCACUGGAUGUGAGGGAAGAAAUUCUAGGUCCCAAGCAUCUUGAUACUGCUACCUCAUACAACAAUAUUGGUAGUAUACUUCAAGCCAAGGGUGAGUACAAAGAGGCACAUGCCUAUUACAAAAAAUCACUGGAUGUUAGAGAAGAAAUUCUAGGUCCCAAGCAUCUUGAUACUGCUACCUCAUACAACAAUAUUGGUAGUAUACUUCAAGCCAAGGGUGAGUACCAAGAGGCACAUGCCUAUUACAAAAAAUCACUGGAUGUGAGGGAAGAGCUUCUAGGUCCUAAACACCCUGAUACUGCUACCUCAUACAGCAAUAUCGGUAGUGUACUGCAAGCUAAGGGUGAGUACAAAGAGGCACAUGAAUAUUACAAAAAAUCACUGGAUGUGAGGGAAGAGCUUCUUGGUACCAAGCACCCUGAAACAGCUGGUUCAUACAACAAUAUAGGUGCCGUAUUGCAAUACAUUGGUGAGUACAAAGAAGCUCUACUGUAUCACAAAAAGUCACUUAAUGUGAGGGAAGAGCUUUUAGGUCCCACACACCCUGAUACUGCCACUUCACAUAGCAAUAUUGGCAGUGUACUUCAAGCCACGGGUGAGUACAAAGAUGCUCAAGCAUAUUACAAAAAAUCACUGGAUGUGAGGGAAGAGCUGUUAGGUGCCAAACAUCCUGAUACUGCUGCCUCGUACAACAAUAUUGGUAGUGUACUACAAGCCAUGGGUGAGUACAAAGAUGCUCAAGCCUAUUACAAAAAAUCAUUAUAUGUGAGGGAAGAACUGUUAGGUCCCCAACACCCUGAUACUGCCACCUCAUACAACAAUAUCAGAAGUGUAUUGGAAGCCAUGGGUGAGUACAAAGAGGCACUUGCCUAUCACAUAAAAAGCCCGAAUGUGAAAGAAGAACUGCAAGGUCCCACACAACCUAAUACCGCUACAUCAUACAUCAAUAUUGGUAGUAUACUGGAAAUCAUGGGUGAAAACAAAGAGGCUUUUGACUAUCACAAAACAUUACUGGAUGUGAAAGAACACCUUUUAGGUCUUAAACGCCUUGAUACUCCUACCUCAAACAACAAUACUGGUGCUGUACUGCAAGGCAUGGGUGAGUACAAAGAUGAACUUGCCUAUUACCAAAAAUGUCUAAAUGUGAAAGAAGAGCUUUUAGGUCCCAAACAUCCUGAUACAGUGGCCUUAUUCAACAAGGUUGGUGUUGUUCUACAAGCCAUGGGUGAGUACAAAGAGGCACUUGUCUUUCAUAAAAAAUGCGUUUGUGUGCGAGAAGAACUUCUGGGUCCCAACCACCCCGAUACUGCCGCCUCAUACAACAACAUUGGCAUUAUACUGAAGUCCAUGGGUGAGUAUAAAGAGGCACUCGCCUUUUAUAAAAAAUGUUUGGAUGUAAGAGAGAAGUUUCUUGGCACCAAACACUCUAGUACUGCUGCCGUAUAUAAUAAUAUAGGUGUUGUACUGUACGCCAUGGGUGAGCACAAAGAGGCACUGGCCUAUUUCAAAAAGAGCUUGCAUGAGAGGAAAGAGCUGUUAGGUGCCAAACAACUUGAUACUGCUUCCUCAUACAACAACAUAGGCAUUGUACUAAAAGCCAUGGGUGAGUAUAAAGAGGCACUUGCCUUUUACAAAAAAUGCUUGGAUGUGAGAGAAGAGGUUCUUGGUACGAAACACCCCGACACCGCUGCUUCAUAUAAUCAUAUAGGUGUUGUCCUUCAAGCCAUGGGUAAAACUAAACAGGCCCUUGACUUUCAUAAGAAAUGCUUGAAAAUUAGAAGAGAGUUUCUAGGUCAUAAACACCUUGAUAUUGCAACCUCGUACAAUGAUAUUGGUGUUGCUCUACAAGCCAUGGGUGAGUACAAAGAGGCACUUGCCUAUCACAAAAAAUGCCUGGGUGUAAGGGAAAAGCUUAUAGGUCCUAAACACCCUGAUACUGCUACCUCAUACAAUAAUAUUGGUUGUGUACUACGAGACAUGGGUGAGUACAAAGAGGCAUUUGCCUACUGCAAAAAAUGUCUGGAGUUGAGAAAAGAGCUUCUUAGUCCAAAACACCCUGAUACAGCUUCCUCAUACAAUAAUUUUGGUAGUGUACUGAAAGCCAUGGGUGAGUACAAAGAGGCCCUUGCCUAUUACAAAAAAUGCAUGGAAAUUAGAGAAGAGCUUCUAGGGCCCAAACACCCUGAUACUGCAACCUCAUACAAUAACAUCGGUUGUGUACUACAAGCCAUGGGUGAAUACAAACAGGCACUUUCAUAUUGCAAAAGUUGCCAGGAGGUAAAAGUAGAGGCGCUUGGUCCCAAAUAUCCUGGUGCGGCUGCCUCAUACAACAAUAUUGGUUGUAUACUUAAAGGCAUGGGUGAGUGUAAAGAGGCAUUAACCUAUUUAAAAAAAGGCCUGGAAUUGGCGGAAGAACUACUUAGCCCCAAACACCCUGAUACUGCUGCCAUAUACAACAAUAUUGGUAGUGUACUAAAAAACAUUGGUGAGUACAAAGAGGCACUUGCCUAUUACAAAAAAUGCUUGGAAGUACACGAAGAACUGCUAGGUCCCAAACACCCUCAUACUGCUUAUACAUAUAACAAUAUUGGUUGUGCACUAGAAAACUUGGGUGAAAGCAAAGAGGCACUUGUCUUUUACCAAAAAUGUAUAGAAUUGAUGGAAGAGGUGGUUUGUCCCAGACACCCUAAUAUUGUCGCCUUUUACAACAAUAUAUGUAGUGUACUGCGAGCCAUGGGUGAGUAUGAACAAGCAUCAGUAUAUCAGAAAAAAUAUCUGGAAAUAAGUGAGGGAAGGGCUCCAAGGCCUUAAGCUUCCUAAUACUGCAACCUCUUAUAAAAUGCUAUUUGAUUAAUGUACACUCCUGCUCAAGAUGAUACAAUUCUCCAAAUGGAAAUUGCAUCUAAAGCCCCAGUCACUCUUAUUCGGAAUCAGAAGUAAUCAAGCAGAAUGUGCCGGAAAAAAUUCAAAAAAAUUCAAAAUUCACGCCACAUUCGGCAGGAAAUAUCACCUAAUGCCCUAGUUACACUAGAUGCGGAAUGAGCUAGAAUGUAGUAAGAAUGAAAAUUCUAUGUAUAUUCCAGGAUAUUUGAAUUGUGUUGUAAAAAUUCUGAGUGCAUUCCAAAUAUUCUUUGCUCAUGCUCAAAACUUUUGAAGUGCAUUCCAAUUGGAGAAACAUUGAUUGGAAUUCUAAGUGUAUUCUAAGUGCACUAUGAGUAAUACUUAAUAUUCUUAGAGAAUCCCAACAGUAUUCGAAUCAUUUUGAUCACGAGGGAGAACUGAAAUGGCAAGACACUUCAAAUCCUGCUAGAAUGAGCCGCAAGGCAACUAGAAUGCAUCUCGAUGUCUGCCCAAAUCCUAUUUAAGCCAUUUCAAACUACACUCGUACGGCAUUCAAAGUGUAUUCUAAAUAUUCUGACAGCAUUAUCGAUAUUCCUAGUUUUCCAACUACAUUUGAGCUGCAUUUGAGAGCUAAUGCACCCGAAAUGUGCACAAAUCAUUCCAGGCAGAUUCAAGCACAUUAUGAGUAUUCCAACGGUAUUCUCACAAAAAUUUAGAUCAAUUUGAAAUUUCUCCCCGAAUGUGGUGCGAACUUUGAAAAUUCUUUAUUCCUUCUCAUUCUGCUUGAAUACUGCAGAUACUGAAUAAGUGUGAUGGGGCCUUGAAACCUUCCUGGAAUGAUUUGUGCACAUUUCAGGUGUUCAUGUAUGAGUGCUCAAAUGCAGCUUGCAUGUAGUUUGAACACAUAAGGAAUAUUGAUGAUGUAUGCAGUGAGAAUAUUUAGAAUACACUUCAAUUGCAGCAUGAGUGCAGUUUGAUUGUUGGCCGAAAUAGGAUUUUGUAAGCAAUCCCGCAAGAAAACGCAGUAGAUACUCCAGCGCAGUAGACUACUGCAUUCAUACUGCAAACAUGCCUCAAAU
Molecule: messenger RNA, 6075 nt
Organism: Lingula anatina
Lineage: Eukaryota; Metazoa; Brachiopoda; Lingulata; Lingulida; Lingulidae
Molecular function (GO): protein binding
Source: RefSeq, a predicted model, not a curated record